This is a messenger RNA of Monoraphidium neglectum, 456 nucleotides long. Its product is annotated as Transcription factor BTF3. The transcript has 6 exons. NCBI's taxonomy places the organism in Eukaryota, Viridiplantae, Chlorophyta, Chlorophyceae, Sphaeropleales, Selenastraceae. Gene Ontology annotation, cellular component: nascent polypeptide-associated complex; cytosol. The record is from RefSeq and is a predicted model, not a curated record. The coding region runs from base 1 to 456 and encodes 151 amino acids.
AUGGACCGGGAUAAGUUGGCCAAGAUGGCUUCGGCUGUAAGGACCGGUGGAAAGGGAACCGUGCGCAGGAAGAAGAAGGCGGUGCACAAGACGGCGACGACGGACGACAAGCGGCUGCAGAGCACGCUGAAGCGCCUGGGCGUCAACACCAUCCCGGGCAUCGAGGAGGUCAACAUCUUCCAGGGCGAGUCGGUCAUCCACUUCACCAACCCCAAGGUGCAAGCCUCCAUCGCAGCAAACACAUACGUGGUCAGCGGCCCCUCGCAGACCAAGAACGUGGCGGAGCUGAUUCCCCCGAACCUGCAGCAGAUGCUGGCCCAGAUGCAGGGCGGCGACCUGCAGAAGCUCAUGCAGCAGUUCAAGGGGGAGGGCGGCGCAGGCGCGGCCGUGGAGGAGGCGGACGACGAUGUCCCCGACCUGGUGGAGAACUUCGAGGCUACCGCCGCAACCUCGUAG